Messenger RNA from Hydra vulgaris (swiftwater hydra), 1299 nucleotides. RefSeq lists its product as uncharacterized. Lineage: Eukaryota; Metazoa; Cnidaria; Hydrozoa; Anthoathecata; Hydridae. The record is from RefSeq and is a predicted model, not a curated record.
GGAGUUAAAAAGUAAUGAAUUAAACUGGUGGAUAAUAACGAGUUAUAGUAUAUAUUCACGUUACUAUAAAUGAAAAUUAACAUUGGAAUAAAAUAACGACAUCAAAACCUUAUAUUUCUAAAUAAAAAAUUUGAUAUUCAAUGUCUGAGAAACAUUUUUCGAGAAUAAACCAUUUGUAUAAACUAUUUGUUUUGCUGACUAUAACUUGUGUAACUGUAUGUUUUCUUGCAAUGCUUACUAAUUUACCAAAUAUUGUUAAUUACAAACUUAACGUCACUCGUCCGUUUAAAAAUGAGAAGUUUUUAUUUAAACAGCAAAACCAUUCUUAUCAACAACUUCAGCAAACAAAGCAAUUUAGCGAAUUAAAAAUUGUAGUUCCGUUUCACAUUAAUCAACUAGAAAAAGUGCUAGAUAACAUUAAAAAAUGGGAGACAUUUCAGCCUUGUAACGUAACAAGCUUAAACAAUAAAAUGGUAGAUUUAAUAUUUUACAUUGGCUAUUCCGAUGAACACCAAAAAUUACUUAUUAACCUGAGUUCACUCAUGUCAAAAAAUAUUCACUGUUUCGUCAACAAAUAUAAAGUUUUGUUCAAAUAUGUUAAUAAAAAAGAUGAUAAGCACGAGAAAGGCGCUAGCUUAAUGUUUGAGGCAAUGCUUAACAGAAGUAAUGCACAUUUUAAAAAUACAUCUUUUGUGUUUUACAUGGAACCGGAUGUACGACCAAUUAAAUCAGACUGGUUGAGCGCUCUUAUUAUGGAGAUAGGAAAUGGAAACUUUUGGGUUAAGGGCUCUUGCUUCCGAGGCGAUUUGAAUAAAAUUGGAAUAAAUAAUCCCUACAUUCCAAGCUUUAUGCACAUAAAUGGUAAUGCUCUCUACAAUAUUGGUAGCGAUGAUUUCAGGCAUUUUUAUUUUAACACUCUUCGUCCUUAUGUGAUUAAAAAGAACGGUGACAGCAAGAAUGCAUACGAUACAGAUUUUUUUGAGUUUUUCUUUGACAGAGACAACUACGAAACAACACGUAACGUCAUUCAUCAGUUUCAUUUUUCUGAUUUUGUCCAAAACUACUGGAAUACGGUUUUUGACGUAAACGUUCUAAAUAAAAAAUUUUCCCGUACUUAUUUUGUUCACGGUGGCAUUCCAAACUAUUAAUAACUUUUGUUUUAGUUUCAUGUUUAUGUUAUAUGUUUAGUUAUAUAGUCAAUGUUUUUGUUUUAUUUUUAUUUUUAAUUCAAAUGAUUUAGCUUGCAUAUUUUUACACUACUCUGUAAAACAUAAUUUAUAACUAAUCUAUCAACAGUUA